Messenger RNA from Coregonus sp. 'balchen', 992 nucleotides. Lineage: Eukaryota; Metazoa; Chordata; Actinopteri; Salmoniformes; Salmonidae. The record is from the annotation of a GenBank genome assembly.
UCCUAUCCCCAGCAAGCUGUGUACCCUCAGCAGAGUAGUGCACCCAUCUACCCACCUGCGAUGCAAGUGUCUCCCCAGGCACCCCCUUACUCAGACGCACCACCUGCAUACUCUGAGGUAACAAGUUUAUUCCAAAUAUAAAUGUCUAUCUACUUUUGUGAAGAGUAUUACCAAUCAUAUCAAUACAAACACACUGACCGACUGACUCUAACUCUCCCCUUUUCAUAUUUUCUCCAUUACGCCAAAGAUCUAUCAGCCCAGGUAUGUGCACCCAUCUCAGGCUGGCCAGCUACAGCAAAUGUCCCAGUACCCUGGCACUCAGAUGUACAUGCAACUGCCCCAGUCCAUGGCUGUUGGACCAAUGGGCCACAACGUCCCAAUGGCAUACUACCCCAUGGGAGCCAUGUAUCCCCCUGGCUCCACUGUGCUAGUGGAGGGAGGAUAUGAUGCUGGUGCUCGCUUUGGUCAAAGCAACAGUGCUUCCAUCCCGGUGAGUAUCCUCAAAACGCCUAGGAUAUAUCCUGGGUGUCAAACUCAAUACCUGGAUGACUGUGAAUUUGCUGUUUUUUGUUAUUUCCUUUUAACAAGUGUCCAAUUAAAGACCUAGACAACCUGAUGAGGGGAAGUAAUCAAUUACCUUAAUAAGUACAAGGGAGGAGUGAAAGCCUGACAACACUCGGCCUCCCAGUAAUUGAGUUUGACACCCCAGGCUUAUAUGUUACUCAACGUCAUGUGGUUCUAUCAUAAAUCAAUGUUCAUAUUGUACUGGAGCCAAAUAUAUAUCCUGUGUAAUUGUAACAGAUAUUGGUAAAGUUACUCAUGUAUGUGACUAUUUCUUUCCCCCUCACCUAAACACAUCACAGCCCCCACCUCCUGGCCACAUGCCUAAUGCAGCUCAGCUGGCCGCCAUGCAGGGUGCCAACGUCAUGAUGACACAGCGCAAGAACAACUUCUUCGUGGGUGGCUCCAAUGGCGGGUACACCAUCUGGUAA